CCCAACCCUAAACAUUUUUUCCCCCCACUUUUGCCCAACGUAGACAGAUUGGCCUCUUCUCUCUCUCUUUUCUGUAUUUUUCUCUCUCUUCACUAAUGGCAUCAAUUACCUGCACUUGAUUUCAUGAAUUCUCCCUUACUCUUCUCACAUACACUUUACCCCAAAACUUUUUUUUUCUUUUUUCUUUUUUUGUUUUGUGUUGUUUUGGCAUUCCCCUGAAAUUGAAGAAGAAAGAAGGAGCCAAAUGGGAAAGUACAUGAAGAAAUCCAAAAUCGCCGGCGACGUCGCCGCCGUUAUCAUGGAGGUUUCCACUCACUCAUCCUCCUCCUCCGUAUCUUCCUCCCCACUCGGGGUUCGCACGAGGGCCAAGACACUCGCUCUUCAGAAAUCUCCGCCGCAACUUCCGGACUCCUCCUCAUACCUCCAGCUCCGGAGCCGCCGCCUCCGUAAGGUUCCGCCGCCGGAGCAGCCCCGUAAGUGUUGUAGGGAAAGCGCGCUUGCGAAUUCGAGGUUUGUUGAGAGUUCGGCCAAAACGGCGUCGUCUCCCAGAGACGAAAAGUUGGGAACUUUUUCUGUGGAAGAGGAGAAUGUUGAUGUGGGUAUGGAUGGUUCUUUUGGAGAAAAUUUGUUGGAGGUUGAAGGCAGAGAUAGAAGCACCAGGGAAAGCACACCUUGUAGUUUAAUAAGGGAUUCAAAUGCCAUUCAUACCCCUGGUUCAACCACAAGGCAAAGAACUCAUCAAAUAAUCCAUCAACACAUGCAAAGAAAUAUUCCAACGGCUUAUGAGGUGGAGGAAUUCUUCUCUUAUGCAGAGAAGCAACAGCGAACAAUAUUUAUGGACAAGUACAAUUUCGACAUUGUCAAUGAAGUACCUCUACCAGGACGGUACGAAUGGGUACCAGUACUUAACUAGGAUAAGCUUUAGUCAUAUGGAGUUCAAGCAAUGCUAUUAGACUUGUAAUUUAACAACUAGCAGCUUUCACUAACCAUUCAGAUUGCUUGAGGCUCUUGUUCAACUAGUUUAAGGAAAAGGGUCUGUUUAGAACAUGUUUCUGAAAUCUGGGUAGUUUAGAGUUAGGAGUCUUUCUGAUUUGUAGGGGUAAGUAUAUCUAAUUUGUAGGUCAUAUUUUCUGUAAUUUAUUUACUUUCUGUCUAUAAUUCAGUAGGGACUAUCAUGGU
Molecule: messenger RNA, 1179 nt
Organism: Gastrolobium bilobum
Lineage: Eukaryota; Viridiplantae; Streptophyta; Magnoliopsida; Fabales; Fabaceae
Product: cyclin-dependent kinase inhibitor 4-like
Exons: 3
Coding region: 245-913 (222 amino acids)
Biological process (GO): negative regulation of cyclin-dependent protein serine/threonine kinase activity
Cellular component (GO): nucleus
Molecular function (GO): cyclin-dependent protein serine/threonine kinase inhibitor activity
Source: RefSeq, a predicted model, not a curated record